Molecule: messenger RNA, 5697 nt
Organism: Rhineura floridana
Lineage: Eukaryota; Metazoa; Chordata; Lepidosauria; Squamata; Rhineuridae
Gene: ATG13
Product: autophagy related 13
Exons: 19
Coding region: 1107-2759 (550 amino acids)
Biological process (GO): protein localization to phagophore assembly site; autophagosome assembly; piecemeal microautophagy of the nucleus
Cellular component (GO): phagophore assembly site; extrinsic component of membrane; Atg1/ULK1 kinase complex
Source: RefSeq, a predicted model, not a curated record
CCCCUCUAGAGCAAAGGGAGCCAGUCCCGAUGUCCCUUCCCAGUACCCGGAUAGCGAGGCGGAGCUCUAAUCCCUCUCACGAAUCCUGAGCUGUGCAUUCCCAAACGCAGAUUCCUCACGAGGCUGUGUUUUGUUUUUGUCUGAGACCUCGGAGCUGGGAGUUCCGUCAAUACUAACCGCUGUUGCCUAACCCGCGGGCGGGGUGGUUAGAAAAUGGGGCGCGGGGAGCUGGUUUCUCGUUUCUGCGGAAAGUGCCGUUGUGGGUACAGAAUCAGCUUGCCCUGAGCGGAUGAAAACAAACAGCAGCGAUGGCGGCGGUGUCGGCUGUUGGGAGAGUCUGCGGACGUGAACGUCCUUCCUCUGUAAGUUCCAAGGAGCAGGUCGGUUCGUAGGAUCGACAUACUCGGGCGUUUUUCUCCAAGGGCAGACGCUGGUUCCACAAGACCUUUCUCGAAAGCCCGUCACAAGCGGAGACUCCACUCGCGGACCCGCCUCAGGCAUUUCCACCCCCUUUCCCUGGGGAGCACCAAGUACCGGGCUAGCAGUCCCACAACCUCCUCUCCAACAGACAUCGUUUUCUGGCAAGCUUGGACUAGGAAUUUCCGCCCCGUCCGGCCUACUAAAAUCCUCGCCCCACGCGGGACUUGGGGCGUAUAGUCAAGGACGAAGGCUAUACGAGGAACGGAGACAAGAGCUGAGCGGACCUCAAGACGGGGAGAGGAGAGUCCUUAGUGCUAAGAGCUCCCAGUUAUGUUACACUGAGUGACCGCCUACAAAGGACAUUUCCCACUCUCGUGAUCUGAAAAUCCGAAGGAGGAGGGACCACCUUCCAGCCCUCUGAAUCAAAACCAGCAGUGAGGAUUUAUGAAAAGCCCACUGCGUUUGACCAUGAGGAGAGGCUAGGAUAGCCUCUGGGCACGUCCCCGGAAUGAGAUCUCGACCUGUCACCUCUGCAGGAAAUCAGGGUCACUUACAGUGGACUCUCACAUAGUCUUCCAUCCGGGCACUGACCGGACUGAAACCUCUUAUCUUUAACAGUAUAAUGAGGCCAUGGUGAUACCACUCAAUUCUCUGGGCCCAAGAAAGUCUAAUGAUUUCCAUAUGCGAUGGACACUGAUCUCAGUUCCCAGGAUAGGAAGGACCUGGACAAGUUCAUCAAAUUUUUUGCCUUGAAGACUGUACAAGUGAUUGUCCAGGCCCGACUUGGUGAAAAGAUUUGCACUCGAUCAUCAUCUUCACCAACUGGCUCUGACUGGUUCAACUUGGCAAUCAAAGAUAUCCCAGAAGUUACUCAUGAAGCAAAAAAAGCCUUGGCAGGACAGCUGCCUGCUGUUGGCCGGUCAAUGUGCGUGGAAAUCUCUCUCAAAACCUCUGAGGGGGAUUCCAUGGAGCUGGAAAUCUGGUGUUUGGAAAUGAAUGAAAAAUGUGAUAAAGAAAUCAAAGUUUCCUACACUGUGUAUAACAGGCUGUCUCUAUUACUGAAGUCUUUACUUGCUAUAACAAGGGUGACUCCUGCCUACAGACUGUCCAGGAAACAAGGUCACGAAUAUGUAAUAUUAUACAGGAUAUACUUUGGAGAAGUUCAGCUGAGUGGCUUGGGAGAAGGAUUUCAGACAGUUCGUGUUGGGACAGUGGGCACUCCACUAGGCACCAUCACAUUGUCUUGUGCCUACAGAAUCAACCUAGCUUUCAUGUCUACCAGGCAGUUUGAGAGGACCCCACCUAUCAUGGGGAUUAUCAUUGAUCACUUUGUGGACCGUCCCUACCCCAGCUCCUCACCCAUGCAUCCCUGCAAUUACAGAACAACUGGUGAGGAAAAUGCAUAUCCAUCAGUGGAAGACUCUCAAGAAGCAUGCACCACCUCUUUCUCUACUUCCCCUCCAUCCCAGUGUGUGUUUACUGUCACUAAAGCACAUUUUCAGACCCCUCCUCCUGUGGUGAUGGAUACAUUGAAGGGCCCUGUGAUGGGGCUGGCCUUUUCACAUCAACUCUCCAGCUCUCGUCUUUCCUAUCAGCCUGCGGCCCUGGGAGUUGGAUCAACUGACCUCGGCUACCCAGUAGUCUUUGCUGGCGGUUUGAGUGCUGCACAUCCUCACCAGUUGAUUGUUCCAGGGAAGGAUGGAGGAGUGCCCUUGAUUCCUAACCAACCAAUACAUGGCACUCAGGCUGAUCAUGAGAGAAUGGUAACAUGCACCCCUGUGGAUGGGGGCCACUAUUCUGCAGUUACUCCAUCUAGUAGUGAGGACACAGAAACUGUAUCUAACAGCAGUGAAGGAAAAAGCGGAUCGCCACAUGAUCUCUUGGAGACUAUCUUUGUGCGGAAGGUGGGAGCCUUUGUCAACAAACCUAUCAACCAGGUAACCAUGGCCAGUUUGGACGUUCCUUUUGCUAUGUUUGCUCCCAAGAACACUGAGCUGGAAGAUAAUGACCCCAUGGUGAAUCCUCCUGACUCUCCAGAAAUUGACUCUCCCCUCCAGGGCAGCCUACAUUCAGUGGGCUCCAGUGGUGGCAGCAGUGGGAACAUUCAUGACGAUUUUGUCAUGGUAGAUUUUAAACCAGCGUUUUCUAAGGAUGACAUCCUCCCAAUGGACCUGGGUACAUUCUACCGUGAAUUUCAGAAUCCUCCUCAGCUCAGCAGCCUCUCCAUUGACAUUGGGGCUCAGUCCAUGGCAGAAGAUCUGGAUUCACUACCAGAGAAACUGGCUGUCCAUGAGAAAAACGUCAAAGAAUUUGAUGCCUUUGUAGAGACUUUACAGUAAAACUGAGCCCCUUCUACAGCAGCAUUGAACUACUUAAGAAAAGGAAGCCCAUACAUUUUGUCUUUCUUCCCUUAGUGUCUUGUUUUGUUCGUGUGUCCCCUUCCCCAAUUUAGUAGGCAUUGAUUGCUUUGCUCUGUCAGAUGCAGAAACAGUGGACUCUCUCUUCAAACUUGUCCUUGUCCUUGUCCUUGGGAAAGUAUGACUCACUUUUCUACCAGUGUGAGCUUUGUGUUUAAUAUGGUGCAUUAGGAAACCAGAAGAUCAAGACCCUUCCCUUCUCUCAUCAGUGUUGAGAGACUCCAGUGCUUCUUCCUCCAUCAACAGGGUUCUAGGAUCUGGUUUUCAGAGGACAGUCUUUCAGCUGCAUCUGCAGUAACACCAAGCAGAAAGAACUCUUGACUAAAUAUUAAGUGUCUUGUGGGCACUGGACAGAUUCUGCCAGUAUGAGUUCAAACAACAGCUAUGCAGAAUUGGCUUGUCUUUAGUGGCUGCAAUCAAGAUGUUAGGGCAAGGGGCCAUUUUUCACCUUUAGUGCCCUAAACAAGGUGCACAAUGUUGCACACUGUGUGUGGCAACAGGAAAUGAGGGGCCUGGUGUAGUUUCAAAGUAAACCACAGGCCAACAGAGUGUGUGUCAUUAUAUUGCCUCCCCAAGAGCACAGACAUGUUCUGUGGCAUUUGGAGAAGAUCCAGAGUUUGUAGGCUGUGUUUACAGUCAACAGUUGUAAAUACGAAUUAGGAAUCCUAAUUCUCUAGGGUUAUUUAAUUAGGGGCCUUUCGUCCAAAAUUCUUUCCUCUGUUCCCCUCAAAUGUUGCUGCUCUAUCAUAAGAUAAAACAAGAAAUAUUUAUUACUCUAAAGGAAACCUAUAUUUAAAAAAAUGUAUGUGGUGAUGUCACUUUGUAAUGCAGCCAUGUAGGCUGCUCUGUUGUUUGUCACUGCAAAAGUAUAGUACCAAACAACUCUGUCAUUUCCACCUUCCCCCACCCCUUUUGCAGGGUAAACUAUAAUACAUUUUCAGAAACAGACAUGGUUAUGCUUAGAAUGUGAUCUCUCCUAGAGACUUGAUUUCCAUUCUGUCCUGCUGGGUCUGAGGAUGUCAUAAAGAAAAAUGCACGUAUUGGUGCAGUGGACAGGUAGGGAGUUCCUAAAAAGCUGAGUUCUGCCAAGCUUAUAAGAUAUGUUCGCUGUGAUCUAUACUUAGUUAGAAAGUAGCAUGUUCAGAGAAGCACAUUUUAAAGAGAUUUGUGGUACUUGCUUUGAUUGGCUAAAUGUUUAUUUUUGUAAUGACUUAGUCAUUAAGCAAUUUGAUUUGCCUGCUUUGUCCUUCACCAAAUAUGGGGAAGGAAAAAGACAACACUAAGUGUGAGCUCAGGGAUAAUUUGGACUCUGGGCACAACUCUUUCUUCCCUUUCAUUAACAAAAACCAGGCUGAGGUGGCAAUCCUAUGCAAACUUUCUUGAGAGUAAGUCCCAUUAAACUCUGUAGUACUUAAUUCUGAGUAAACGCAUAUAGGAUUGCACUGUAAGAUGUCAAAGACGAUUUACGCACAUCCUCCUGCCUGCUAUCUUAGACACCAUGUCUUAUGAUUGUGGACAUGAAGGACUAUUUUAUGGUUUCCUCAUUAAGGUAAUGAGAAUUUAACUUCCUGAAGUAUAUAGCCCCAUGGUUUUAGAUGAAAGGGUGUUUUUUUCAAGAGCAACUGCCGCUGUCUAACCAUGUAACUUCUGCAGCUUUCUAUCCCCUACUGCUAGACAGAAAUGAGUUGAAUCUUCCUGUUUCUUGCCUUCUAGCAUGUUGAUGUUUUGCAUUUCUAACUCAAAUUAUGAGAGGUUUAUUUAUAUAGAUUCAAAUGUGGCAUUUUAAUUUGUACUCAAAGCAGCUCAUGGUAAUAUCAUUGCAUGCCAUAGGUCCAUGAAAAACACAACCAAACUGCAGUUUCUGACCUAAAUUGCUCCUACAUAGCUUUCUUUGUCAGGAGUAAUGACAUCAAAAUCAUCCCCAAAGGCCUCUCAGUUAAUUUGCCAGAGAGAAAUGCUGCAAACUUUAUGAUGCCUGAUUUAGGGCCUUACUUAGUUCCCAAAGCACCUAUCAAAACCUGUUAUCCUUCUAACCAGCCUGGAAUGUAGCACAAUUAAAUUGUAUUCCUUGUAUAACCCACGAGGUGUUGAAUGAUUUGGCCGAGACCAGUUAGUAUUGCUGUACAGCCAAUCCUCCUUGACUAAUAGCAUUGACAACAGCAAGAGAGGCUGUUCAGGUAAAUGACUGCGUGGAACAUCUGGCUGCUUUCUGGUAAGUUGCUUACAGAGGUACUGUUCUAUUAUCACAAUCAAGUGAAGUCUGUCUGCCUACCUUCCAAAUGAUGAAGAACUUGUUGGAUCACUGGUGUGCUUUUGGUCCAUCUUCCCAUGGUUGUUUCUUUGUAUUGUAGCAAUGCUUUUAUAGUUUUUUCUCUUCACAUUGAGAUGCUGGGAAGCUUGCCAUAGUUAUUGCUUGUCCAUUCUAUUUUCUAUACAAUUGAAACCAAGGUUAUAAUUCUAUAUUUCUGCAUUGAACGACCAUAGAGAAACUAAUGUGCCUCUGUCCACUGAAUGUGCACAGGUGCUGGUUUUUUCUUAUACUGUUUACUUUGUGGUUUUCUGAGUCCUGUUAAUUGGCUUAUUCUAACAGAAAAUAAUUCCUUAGUUCUACCUAAUCGACACAUUAAUUACUGGUUUAGAGCAUAGAUCCAAUGUUUCAGAUUUUCAAAGAAAAGUAUCUUACCAGCCACCUGUUUGGCACUGUACUUCAAUGAAUGAAAAUACAUAGCUAAUAACUCACAAAUGCUUUGGUUAAAGGGAAGAGGGUCCUCAAUUGCAUUUCUUUGGAAAUAACUUUCAGAGUACUUCAAGGUGUAUCCAUAUACUUUCCAAUAAAAAAAAUUAUGUAUGUUACUCUUAA